AACCAUGUGAGUGAGUGGGCGUGCACUACCUACCGUUGGAGCUCACUGUUGAUGAACUUUGACUGCAGCCUGUGUUGCGUGUAUGCAUAUAGCUGUAAGCUGUGCCAAUUAAAAGGUUGUGCCAAUCGACGACAACAGUCUCGUGGACGAAUAACAGGUACAUUUACUUAGGAAACAAUGCCUGGACGAUUUGAAGGAAAGGUUGUUUUUCUAUCUGCCGCGGCACAAGGAAUAGGCCGUGCCACGGCCUUGGCCUUUGCUGAUGAAGGUGCUACUGUUAUUGCGACCGACAUCAACGGGGAAAAACUGAGCGAACUAUCGGGGAUGAAAGGUAUUCAGACACAGGUGCUGGACGUCACAGAUUCUGCGGCCGUGGACAGUUUCAUGGAGACGCUAGACAAAGUGGACGUGCUUUUUAACUGCGCGGGAUUCGUACAUCAUGGCACUAUCCUGGACGUGGAAGAGAAGGACUGGGAUUUCAGCUUUAACCUUAAUGUAAAGAGUAUGUACAGAACCUGUCGACGUGUGAUCCCAAAGAUGAUAAAAAAUGGAGGAGGCGCCAUCAUCAAUAUGUCGUCAGUGGCAUCCAGUAUCCACGGACCUCCAAACCGGUUCGUGUACAGUGCUUCCAAGGCGGCAGUGAUUGGGCUGAGUAAAACAAUAGCGAGGGAUUUCAUAGGCAACGGUAUUCGUUGUAUCCCCAUAUGCCCCGGAACCGUAGACACACCCUCUCUUCACGGGCGGAUAGAGGCACAGCCUGAUCCAGAGGAGGCCCGAAAGGUCUUCAUGGCAAGGCAGCCCAUGGGGAGGUUGGCCACUGCUCAGGAGAUCGCCAGCCUGAUACUUUUCUUAGCGUCGAGUGAUGCGUCCUACAUCACCGGUAAAGAGUACAUCAUUGAUGGUGGAUGGACCCUAUAAGCUAUCUCCCCAAACAAGGAAGCUUGCUGUCACGGAAACUAGCCAAUGGUUUCUCAAAGAGAGUAGUAUCAACAUUUAUAGAGAAUUAUUAUUCAAGAUUUAUUUUGAUUAAAUACAGGUUGUAAUAGGUGUUAACCGUAGAGGUACAAAUGUAUCUUUAAUUUGUUUGUUGUGCGAGUCGAACUGGCUAUAUAUUUGUAUAUAAGCCUGAAAUAUGUCCAUGAUCGUCAGAAAUCUAAUACACAUAGCACAACUCUAAAGCGUGUAUACAUACCUUCAGUAAAAGUGUAGUAAAUUACUGUUUUACCCCUUCAGUCCUUCAGUGUGGCCCACUAGUCACUCGUCUAGUGUGUUGUUAUUUUGAUGUCCUUUUGAUGUCCUUCGGUGUGGCCCACUAGUCACUCGUCUAGUGUGUUGUUACUUUGAUGUCCUUUUGAUGUCCUUCAGUGUGGCCCACUAGUCACUCGUCUAGUGUGUUGUUAUUUUGAUGUCCUUUUGAUGUCCUUCGGUGUGGCCCACUAGUCACUCGUCUAGUGUGUUGUUACUUUGAUGUCCUUUUGAUGUCCUUCAGUGUGACCCACUAGUCACUCGUCUAGUGUGUUGUUAUUUUGAUGUCCUUCAGUGUGGCCCACUAGUCACUCGUCUAGUGUGUUGUUAUUUUGAUGUCCUUCAGUGUGACCCACUAGUCACUCGUCUAGUAUGUUGUUAUUUUGAUGUCCUUCAGUGUGGCCCACUAGUCACUCGUCUAGUGUGUUGUUAUUUUGAUGUCCUUUUGAU
Molecule: messenger RNA, 1695 nt
Organism: Pecten maximus
Lineage: Eukaryota; Metazoa; Mollusca; Bivalvia; Pectinida; Pectinidae
Product: 3-hydroxybutyrate dehydrogenase type 2-like
Exons: 10
Coding region: 178-918 (246 amino acids)
Cellular component (GO): cytoplasm
Molecular function (GO): oxidoreductase activity, acting on the CH-OH group of donors, NAD or NADP as acceptor
Source: RefSeq, a predicted model, not a curated record